Messenger RNA from Etheostoma cragini (Arkansas darter), 996 nucleotides. It is a transcript of the gene impa1, whose product is annotated as inositol monophosphatase 1. Gene Ontology annotation, biological process: signal transduction; inositol metabolic process; phosphatidylinositol phosphate biosynthetic process. The record is from RefSeq and is a predicted model, not a curated record. The coding region runs from base 76 to 921 and encodes 281 amino acids. Gene Ontology annotation, molecular function: inositol monophosphate 1-phosphatase activity. The transcript has 8 exons. NCBI's taxonomy places the organism in Eukaryota, Metazoa, Chordata, Actinopteri, Perciformes, Percidae.
CUGUCUGACUACAAGAUACCUCCAUGUUUGUGAAGAUGAGUUUUCUUCCUUAUAAGGAACUGCAGCUGUUCCAACAUGGCUGACGUCUGGCAGAACGCCAUGGAGCACGCUGUUGCUGUCGCACGGAGAGCUGGAGAGGUGGUGCGUGAGGCGCUGCACCACGACAGGAAGGUGAUGACGAAGAGCUGCUCCGUUGAUCUGGUGACACAGACGGACCAGAAUGUGGAGACACUCAUCAUCCAAUCAGUGAAGGAGAAGUUCCCCACUCACAGGUUCAUAGGGGAGGAGUCUGUAGCUGCAGGUGAGGCCUGCAUUCUGACUGACCGUCCUACCUGGAUCAUCGAUCCCAUCGACGGGACGACCAACUUCGUUCACGGAUUUCCUUUUGUUGCCGUUUCCAUAGGAUUUGCCGUCAACAAAGAAAUGCAGUUCGGCGUGGUGUACAGCUGUCUGGAGGACAAGAUGUACACGGCGAGCAGAGGACACGGAGCCUUCUGCAACGGAGAGACACUGCACGUCUCUCAGCAGACCGACGUGAAGCAGGCAAUGGUCGCCACAGAGUUCGGGUCCAGCAGAGACCCUGAAGUUGUAGAGAAGAUCUUCUCCAGCCUGAGGAACAUCCUCUGCAUCCCAGUACACGGGGUGCGUGGAGCCGGCUCGGCGGCGGUCAACAUGUGUCUGGUGGCGUCCGGCUGCGUGGAGGCGUACUACGAGACCGGGAUCCACAUCUGGGACGUGGCCGCGGGAUCGUUGAUCGUCUCCGAGGCCGGGGGGGUCCUGAUGGACGUGAACGGAGGAGACGUGGACCUGAUGUCCAGACGAAUCGUUGCCGCCAACAGCAGAGUCGUUGCCGAGAGGAUCGUCAUGGAGAUCGAAGCCUUCAGUCCGCCCAGAGACGACACGCCGCCGCUCGCACCGUGAAGACCAGCAGUGCAUUGUGGGUCCCAACUGAUUUGAUGGUGUAUGUAAUGAAUAAAGUUGGAAAACUAAUUUUAA